GCACCAGCCUUGGAAUUGACAAGUGGUUCAGAAAAACCGUGUGAGUGGCGCAGUGGAUUGGGCGAGAGAUGGAUUUGGUGGGGGAGCUACAACAUCAAGCGGAAGAAUGGGUUAUCAUACUGGAGGAGGGAUGCAAGCAGCUGCGGUCGAUAGUUGAGGCGCUUACGAUGCAGCAGCAGGAGGGGGAGGGUGAUCUCUAUGGAUCAGUGGUUGGAUGACAGGACCCAGGAGAUGCUUGACAUCAUGUGGGAGCUGGAGGAGGGGCCGGAUCCCCGGCUCAACGACUACAUCGACUGGAGGGGGGCGGAGGAUAGGUUGGGUGCUUGCAAAGCCCUCUUUACAACGGGACGCAAUCUUCGUAAUCAGCUGGAGAUUCAAAAAGGAACGGGGGAGAUGGGCGAUAAGGGCGACAGGGACAAUUGGGUGGAGGGAGGAGUGGAGGCUGGCGAAGAGAAUUGCAGUGACAAUACUAACAACAGCAAGUACAACAACGACAACAACAACAACAUCAACAACAUCGGCAUCAAGGAAAUUGCUUGUGACAACAACAACAAUAUCAAUGACAAUGACGGCGACAACAACAACAACAACAACAACAACAACAAUAACAAUAACAACAACAACAAUAACGGCGACGACAGAGGCAGCGCCGAACACGGCAUCAGCGGGGCAGAGAGCGGUGUCUGUGCAUCCGAGGCCGUCAUUAGCACGAUGGGUGAGAUGCUGCAAGCGGACGUGGUGGGGAUUGGGGCUGACAUGGAUAAGGGGCUUGCUAUCUUCCCCCUCCUCAAUGAUAAAGACGGUGACAACAACAACAACAACAACAACAACAUCAUAAACAACAGCAACAACAACAAUAAAAACGACGAUGGCGGCGGGGGCGACGUCCACGGCAGCAGCAUGAUGGGAUUGACACCACAGGCGGAUGCGGUGGGGGUGGGGAUGGGGGUUGACGCGGGUUCUGUCCUCCCCCUCUUUAGCCUUGUUAUGGAGUUGCUUCCUGUUGUCUGCCAGAGGAUAGGAGUAGGAUAGUUAGUGAUGAUUGGUGUUGCCCGGCCCGCAAUAUCAAUCAACACUGGGGUGCUGAUCGCCGCGCGAGUUGGUAGGCGGCCUAUUUAGGGAUUAGGUUGCAGGAGGUCAAUCCUUCCCUUGCGCAGGGAAGUAAUCAAUGCGCCUGGCAGUUUCAUAAGAUAAUGCAUAAAGGAUGCUGGAGUUGAUGUCCAGAUUAUACAUAUCUCAUUGUGGAUAGUGCUUGAUGUUUAGGUUUGAUUGAUAAACACCACAUACAAGU
Molecule: messenger RNA, 1291 nt
Organism: Chara braunii
Lineage: Eukaryota; Viridiplantae; Streptophyta; Charophyceae; Charales; Characeae
Source: the annotation of a GenBank genome assembly